Molecule: messenger RNA, 7578 nt
Organism: Melopsittacus undulatus (budgerigar)
Lineage: Eukaryota; Metazoa; Chordata; Aves; Psittaciformes; Psittaculidae
Product: KIAA1549 like
Exons: 22
Coding region: 1-4215 (1404 amino acids)
Source: RefSeq, a predicted model, not a curated record
AUGUGUCAGCGGGCGGCGGGCGGCCGGCGGAGCGGGGCGCGCCCCACGGGACCCCGCGGAGCGCCCGUCACCGCGCUGCCCCGCCGCGCCCCACCGGAGGGAGGCCGAGCGGGCCUGGCCGCGGCCGUCGUGCUGCUGGGGGUGAUCGCCGCCGUGCUGCCGAGCGCCCGUGCCCAGCCGGGUACCAGGCAACAGCAUAUCAUUGUUGCUCCUUCUACAGGAUCUUUUCCUAAUUGGAGAGCUAUACUAUCACCAACACGGCCUUCCACAGAAGCUAAGGCUUCCUCGGUAGCUGAUAUUUCUAUGGGACAGACUUUGGAGAAUGCAAACUUGCUUCAGAUGAUAAAAACAACACUGACUGGCACACGUACCAGGACUGUGGAUCAAACUUAUCUAUUGCCCACCCUUUAUCAAGGCAGUGGAAACAGCGCAUCCCAGGAACCUGCUGAAGUUUCAGCUGAGUCACCUCUGAGGUCAUCACCUCAAGAUGCAGAUGAAGCAGCUGAUGUAUCAGGUUUGCCUCAACUUGUGUUAUCUGGAGUAUCUUCUGGUGCAAUACCUACAGUAGGAACUUCAGAAGCAAAACCACUAACGAGAAAAUCAUCUCCAGCUUCACCAGUGCCAACUUCUUCCUUCUUUUCGCUAGGCACUGAAAACACACCCUUGCCAUCUGUGAUGGCUUUAAGCACACCGAUGUUGACACUUACAAAAAAUAACACUGCCACAAAAUUGACAUUGCAUCUAAGCUCAGUAGGAACACAUACAGAUUUUCCUUUGGCAGCAAGGAACACAACUGCCUCACCUGUGGACCUGGCAGCUAUGAUCAUAACCCCUAGAAGCAGCACGGUCAUAGCUCCCACACUUGCACCCACAGCACAUGUACCAAGACAGAUAGAAACAACAGUAACUGACACCCAGAAGUUCCCGAGCUCAGAAAUCACCAAAACGCCAACCCCAUAUCCACUGACAAUUACAGCAGCUUUGACAUCUAUUACAGCAUCAGCGAAAACAACUAGACUUCCCCCUACUCCUGUGGGAAACACCUCUGCUCCUCCUGAAAGCACAGCCCUCGCGUUUGCUAACAUGACAGCAGCUCCCCCCCUCGAGUGCCGGCUCUCCUGGAAUGUUAUGGUGAAAACAGUUCUGUUUCUGAACACAAGGAGGAUGCUGAUCAGCAAUUCCUUCAAGGAGAGUGUGAGAAGAGGACUCAACCAAGUUCUGAGACAAGCUUUCAAUCAAAAUGUCAGUGCUCAGGUUGAAAUCCUGGAGCAAGCGAAUAACCUAACAGUUGGUUACUACGUUACCCAGGGGAGACUGGUUUUUAUGCCAGCAGCUGUAAUUGAAAGGCUUCUUGCAUACGGUGUUAGCAACGCCACAGCAGACAUGAAGCAGCAUGUGCCACAUCUGCAGUCUGUGGUGGCCCUGGCCUUGCCCUGGAAGCCCUUUCCAGCCUACCACUUCCAGCUGAAGACAGAGCUGCAGUUUGUGGGUCAAACAGACAAUAUACAGUCAUGCAAAUUUGUUCAGACCAUGGAGCAACGGUUACAGAGGGCAUUUCAGGAUGCUGAAAGAAAGGUCUUAAACACCAGCAACAACUUAACAGUUCAGAUUUUGAACACCUCCAAUGUUUCCCAAGCUGUCACUCUGUUUUACGUAGUGAACAAUCAAAGCACAACUCUAAAUGGCACUAUUUCUAGCGACCUUCUUAAUCAGCUGUCAGCUGAGCUGGUGGGUUUCUACCUAACUUACCCACCUCUCACCAUUGCAGAGUCUUUGGAGUAUCCAAACCUUGAUGUCUCAGAGUCAACUAGAGACUACUGGGUGAUAACAGUUAUUCAAGGGGUUGAUAUGGCACUGCUGGGACUGAACAAUCAGAGCUUUGCACGACUGAUGGAACAGCGUUUGGCUCCUCUGUUUAUGAUGUCCCAUCAGCAAGGAAGACGUUUCAGACGUGCCACUACUGUGGGCAGUUAUACCGUGCAGAUGGUAAAAAUCCAACGUAUUCCAGGGCCCAAGGAGCCAGCUGAGCUGACAUACUAUACUUUAUACAAUGGGAAACCUUUGCUGGGAACCGCAGCUGCCAAAAUUCUGAGUACCGUUGACUCCCAGCGCAUGGCCUUGACACUGGGUUAUGUUAUUCAAGUUCAAGCUGAUCCUGUGGUGAAGAAUCCCCCAAACAACCUGUGGAUCAUUGCAGCAGUGCUGGCUCCCAUUGCUGUGGUUACAGUUAUCAUCAUCAUCAUCACAGCAGUUCUGUGCAGAAAGAACAAGAACGACUUUAAACCAGACACCAUGAUGAACCUGCCUCAGAGAGCAAAACCUGUCCAAGGCUUUGACUAUGCCAAACAACACUUAGGUCAGCAAGGAGCUGAAGAUGAGGUUUUACCUGUAACUCAGGAGACUGUUGUACUCCCACUUCCAGUUAGAGAUGCUCCUGCCUCCCAAGAGAGAGAAAUUACUCAGGAUGGGAGUACUAUCAAAACUGCAAAAUCCAAUGAAACAAGGAAAAGCCAGUCCCCGAGUCAGAAUGGCUCCAUCAUCAGCAACGGGUCGGGGAAGCCUAGUUCUGAGCGGAGCUCCCUCCAGAAAGUAAUGGCACCUCAGAAAGUGGCAAAAGAGGAAGGAAGGAAAAGAAAUGGUUUUAGAUCUUCAAAGAAAAUUGUGCCCAUAAGUGAUGAAGAGGAAGGAGGCAUUCUCUUUGAUAACGUUGCGAAAUCUGGCAUUGACCCCUUUGACACCUCUUCGGGAUCAGUGCAGCUGAUAGCGAUCAAACCUGUGGCUCUACCUGCGGUUCAUGCUGCAUCAGAGAGGAGCCAGGAAUCUGCCAUCAUUAAUGGAGAGGUAAACAAGGCUUUGAAGCAGAAGUCCGAUAUAGAACAUUACCGCAACAAACUGCGCUUGAAAGCCAAGAGGAAGGGAUACUAUGAUUUCCCACAGGUUGAUAAUAACAAGGGGCUGACAGACAGAAAAAGAAUGUAUGAAAAAAACCAGAAAGAACUUGACCACAUUUUGGGUCCAGACGCAGAUGUCCCGUCGCCAUUUGCUGAGCCAAAGAACAGGCAACCACUGAAGAACUCUGUAUACAGAAGCAGGCAGUCUUUGAACAGCCCUAGCCCAGGAGAAACUGAGAUGGAUCUUCUUGUGACUCGAGAAAGACCUAGACGGGGAAUCCGUAACAGUGGAUAUGACACUGAGCCUGAAAUUAUAGAAGAAACUAAUGUCGACUGUGUCAAUGAGCCUCGGGGCUACGCCAGGUCCCGUCAGGCCAAAGGCCACUCAGAGACCUCGACUUUAAGUUCUCAGCCUUCCAUCGAUGAGGUUCGGCAGCAGAUGCACAUGCUCCUGGAAGAGGCUUUCAGCCUGGCCUCUGCGGGCCAUGGAGGACAGAGCAGGCAGGAGGCUUACAGCUCCGCACCACACUUGCCCUACUCCGAGGUUGUGACCAGUGCACCUGGUACCAUGACCCGGCCUAGAGCAGGGGUACAGUGGGUACCCACAUACAGACCAGAAGUGUAUCAGUACAGUUUACCAAGACCAGCUUACAGAUUUUCUCAGCUUCCUGAGAUGGUAAUGGGUUCUCCUCCACCACCUGUCCCUCCCAGAACAGGUCCUGUGGCUGUUGCAUCUCUCAGGAGGUCUACAUCAGAUAUUGGCAGCAAAGUGAGAAUACCUGAGUCCAGUGGGGCAGAUCAGGCCCAGCAUCAUGAUCAGGCAUCUUUUGCACCAGGUUCAAGAGCUCCAUUGUCUGUUGGUCCACUUGAUCAGUCAGCUUUUCACUCAGGAAAUACCGUACCAGCAGUGUUUGCCAUACCAGCAGGAAACCGACCUGGCUUCACAGGCUAUUUUAUCCCAACGCCACCCACCGCAUACAGGAACCAAGCCUGGAUGCCCUAUGCUGGAGAGAAUGAAUUACCAGGGCAGUGGGCAGACUCAGUUCCACUUCCUGGAUACAUUGAGGCUUAUCCGAGGCCCCGCUACCAACAUAACUCUCCUUCCCGACUGCCUCGGCAAUACAGCCAGCAAGCAAGCAUGCAUCCCAGCCUAGAGCAAGCUCCUUUGCCAUCCACUGCAGCUUCCCAGCAGAGUCUGACAGAAAAUGACCCAUCUGAUGCUCCUCUCACCAACAUUUCUACAGCUGCCCUUGUAAAGGCAAUAAGAGAAGAAGUUGCUAAACUGGCCAAGAAGCAAACAGAUAUGUUUGAGUUCCAGGUCUAAUAACUUUUGUGUGCAGUAUUUGUAUUAUGCAACCCGGAGUAGCCAAAAAAGCAACUCUUCAUUUUCAGUUACAAAUUUGCUGUGAAUUGUGCCAAGGUGAUGGCAUUUUUCUCUGUCUGAAAUGUCAAUACUAUGAAGUUACUUAAAGUACAGCAACAGGACUCUGAAGACAUAUAAUUCUGCUUGCCAGCUAAGGAAAUGCUGCCAGGUAUAACAGUUUAAUAUGGGUAAGAGUGAUCAUAUGCAGUUGUUUGUCACUUAGGUCUUGUAUUAUGACCCAUCAUCAUUAGAGAUGCUGCUGAACAUGUCUGUGCCACGCAGUGUUUCAUUUGCAGGCCCAAGGUAAAGCUGCUGAAAAUAACUCUUGCAUGUCAAAACUUUGAUUCAAGAAGAGAAUACAGUAGAACAUGGUUAGCUAAAAGCCAUGGUAGGUGCAGAAGGGGGCAUGUUAGCUGUCUGCUCCAGGACAUUGUAUAAGGGAUGCUGAUUUCAGCAAUGCAGUCAUUCAGCCUUUUAAUUCUAGAGACUGUAUUCAAACCAAAAGAAUUUGGGAUUAGCAAAUAAUACAAAUAAAUAUCCUGUAAAUAGCCCCUAUUCUCCUCAUCCUAUCAACAGUACAAAGAGGUGAAAGGAGAGAAGACUGUGAAGAAGGUGACUGAUAAUUUGAUAAUCGGUGGCUACCUUGUCCCUAGAUGCUACUGAUGAGUUAUGGAGGAGACUUUUCUCAUUGUGAAAGAAUACAAUGCACGAAGAGCCAACACAGGAUAUUGGUGCUAGAAGCUUCCAGAAGGGUUAUUCAUGUUUGCUCUAUAUUCCAGCUUUUCACUCCGAAUGCAUGUGAAGCUGGUAAACCUGAGACCUUUGCACAAGUCUUUUCAGCCUGGAAUAAUGAAAUACACCUGCCUGGACAAGAAAACCUCUGUUUAACACAGUGCUUUUUUCUCUUUUGUAAACAAUGUUAUCUACUAAAAUGAUGCCAGAAAGUGCUACCUGAAGCUGCAGUUGAGUUUUUUGAUUACACUGGAACAGUGAAUACACACCUAGAAAGUUCUGAAUGUAGAGGACCUAAUUAUUAUAUUAAUGUGUAAAUAAGUAAGUAGUUACAUGGAUUAACAAAAAUAGUAUUGUUCUGUGUAAAAGCGAGCAUCUCCAGAAAUUAUGCUGACUUUAUAUUGUACAAGAUAAAGGUCACUGAUUGUAAAACUGCAUCAUCGUAUGAAUACAAUCCCAAAGGAAAAUCAAACUAGUUGAAUGGGACAGUAGCUGAUCUUUUGCAGUUAUACAAACUUGUUGGAGAUCACAGUUUUUUUUCUUUUCCUUCAGCAAUUAGCUUUGGGUACUGGAGUUGUUGCAAUAUUUGUUGCAUUAGGCAUGUAUGAUGUCAGCUGGAGUUAAAGGUAAUGUCCUUCAUUUCAGUAAGUUAUUUAGUUCUCCUCAAUUACUUAUGCUGUGUUGUCUGAUCAUUUCAUUUCCCUGAGUUUCUUUGGUCUUUACUGAAGUGAGAAAGGGAACUUGGUUUAGCUUUUCGGCCAUCAGUAAAAUGAGAGGGGACUAGAAUAGGGGACAGAAGAUGAAGUUGUUGAAGCACAAACUUUUAAAGCAGAACUAUUUUUUCCCCCAAAUAAUUAUAUUAUAAACCCUAACUGAGAUUGUGAUACAUAGUUAUCCUAGCAUAUACAGAUAUCUUCUGCUUCAAUACCUUAAAUAUUGCAGAAGCUUUUGGAAUGCUAGCUAAUCUUUCAACAAAUGUAAAAUUUAAUUUUUAUUAUUUAAAAAUCAAAUAUAAAUAAAAUGUAUUUUUGUAAUUUCUAUGUAUAUAUGUGCUGUAUAUUUAUAUAAGUGACUAAUCUGUAAUAGUCAGAAAAUUUCCAUAAACCAAGUACAAAAAAAAAAAGAAAAAAAGAAAAAAACCCUAUUAAUAUUAAUGAUCAGUAUAAACCUGCUAUGUCUGGAGUACACAAAUAGACAUUUGUAUGACUUGGAUACAAAUCAACCAAAGAAACUCAAUCUCUCAUAUAAAUAUGGUCUAGUAGAGGCAGACUGCUGUCUAAAUUACCUGUCAGCUAAAUAAUACUGACCUUAUCAGUGUAAUACAAUAUAUCCAAUUGAAUUAAUAGAUUCCUAAGAGUGUCACACUUUAAAAAUACUGGGCUAAACUCAGUGUGCCAUAAAAAGAUUAACUCUGGCUGCAGUGGCAACUCAACUCACUGAGAACAAGGCUGAGUUUCUCUGUCAGGAUUCAUCUAUACAUACGAGUUUCGCUAGAAUCUCUUGAACAACAUUCUGCUUAUCCCUCAGUCAUUAAAAUCACUGUAACACAAGUGCAGUAAGCACUUACUCUGACUGCAUAAGUGAAGAGUGGCUCACUCUUAUUUAGCCUAAGCUGGUUCAUAACUUUAUUAACCUAACUUAGUGAAAUUUACGCUAAAUCAUGCCAGCCACAUUUUGCAUCUGCUUUAUUAUCUCAGUUUUUCAAUAAUUCUUCUAUUUAGCCCAGUGAAAUUUUGCAAGUAGAUAAGCCCUUCUAUGCAACAGGAAGGAAAUGGGCUUUGAAAUAAAUAUCUGUAUCUUGGACUCUAGUUUUACAGAGUUAUCCUAAAGCUGCAAGUAUGGAAGCAGCAGCAAUCACGUGGAUGAGAGUGCUGAAACCAUAUAGCUGGGAAGGGUGAUGUUACGACGUAUUUCCAAAAGAGUCACAGGAGGUAGGACAUACCUGAUUAUGCAGCAUCUCUGGGACACUUAGCUCUGUUUGUAAAUCUGUAGCCAUUACAAAAUUUAAGCAAUUUAGUGAUCCUAUCAAAAAAUAUGUGAGUAUAUCUUAAAUAAUUGAGCAUGUACCUUUCCAGACUGGAAAUUAAAAUUUGCAUAUUACAUAGAUGUACAGGCUUUGAAUGCCUGCAUACAAACAAAGUGAACAUAUACAAAAAUAAAAAAAAACAAGCAAACAUUUAAAUAGCCUUCUAGAAAGAAAACCAUUUCAGUAAAGUUAAACAAAGUACUCUUCAUACUACUGAGGAAGACCUGUUUGCCUUUCAGAAUUAAUUUUGUUUGGUAUUGUUAUUGAUGAUGUGCAGUCCACUGAAUAUUCCCUGAACCAUCACUAAAACCAUUGUGGUGCACUUUAUUCACAAAGACAUCUUACAUUCCUCAUGGCUUUUUAUCCUGUUUGGAAUAUGUUUCUGUAUUUUUAUUUUGGUUUUUUAGUGCAAAGUAAGAUUAUAUCAAGACAGUAAGGACAUUCCUGGGAAAGAAAAAUCAUGCUGUAAUAUUUAUACUGUUUGAGCACAAAGCAAUGAUAAAGUGAAAAUAUAGUGUAUAAAUAAUUUGUAAUAUAAUAAACAUUUUGUAUGUCUACAAUUACAA